Messenger RNA from Tinamus guttatus (white-throated tinamou), 7638 nucleotides. The record is from RefSeq and is a predicted model, not a curated record. NCBI's taxonomy places the organism in Eukaryota, Metazoa, Chordata, Aves, Tinamiformes, Tinamidae.
AUGUACAGGAUGAUUGAUAAGAAUUGGAAAAAAAUUGGUUCCCCUUAUUCCAAAAUUGGACUCCGGAGGGAAAAAAAGAAGAAUGUCCAGGAUGUGUUCAAUGAAGAUUUAUCAAAUCUCUUGCCUGAGUCCUCCGUGUUACAAAAUGUGUCUUUGUUUUUCAGUUUUGAAAACAGAGGAAGUGAAGCCAUAAACUUAAAGAGCAAUCAGAAGGAGAGCACAACUCUUCCAGCACUGCUAACGGUUUGUCAAAAUGAGGAAAAGAACCAUUCCACAGAAGAACUUAGCAAUUCUGAAAUCCAUGAGGAGUUAAAAAAGGCUAAUAGCCUUCCUAGUUUGACACCUGGAAUCAAAACAGCAUAUAAGGACAAGCAGCCCAGAGAAGGUUUUUUCCAGUUUCUUGGAAGCUUAUUUAAUAUUGCAUCAAAAUCUUCUUUGGUAGAAUCUAAACCGUCUACCUUCCAAGAUGAACCAAACAGAUGUGAAAAGGAUUUACAGAACAGAAAUACCCUUCUGGAGGAUAGGCAUCCAAAGAAUCUGAAAAUUGAACAGCCUGUCAGGUCUACAGCUAAAAUAAAAGAGGAUUCUGUAAAUAAAGCUGACACCAUCUUAAACAACACUGGGAAGGAUAUCUCACAGGAUCUACAAGGAGUCCGGAAACGAUCUGCAGAUGUGCCAAAGCAGAUGCAAUGGAAACCAGAAUCACCUGCAGUUACCUAUGCAACAUAUCGAGAAAACGGAGAAAUCCAGAUGACAGUGUCUUCAAAAUCAGGACAUUUAUUUAAAGAAAAUGGAGAAGUUGAGGGUAAAGACAAUGAAGAUCACAACACAGUGAAUUCUUCUACCAUUAACACAGAACUGAGAAAGUCUCCGCAUUGCUUGGGUGGCAUUAAAUGUGAAAUAACUGCAAAUACCUCAGCUUCAUCUACUGAUUUAUCUAGUGAAGUGGACUUAAAACAUGCACCAGCUUUACAUACAACUAGAGUGAAGAGGACAUAUUCACUAGAUUCGUUAUUGUCAUCUAGUAGGAACAGAGAGAUCCUGAUGAAUCCCACUUGCCAGACUACUGAUUCCAUUGCAAUGAAUCCUGCAAAUUGUUUGGUGGAAAAAGUGGGAAUGCCAGGAGAAGCACACGCUCGGUUUCAGGCAGAUGAAAAUGAUACUUCUAACAUUGAUAAAAAAAAUCAUUGUAGCAAAGCAACUACUAAGGAAUCUGCAAAAAAAAUGCAGAAUGAUGGUUUUCAUUCAUCCAAAUCAAAAAGAGAGACAGUAAACAGUGAACUACAGCAGACAGAGGGAGAAUCUUGCUGUAAUCAUCAAACAGAGAGUCCCUUAGAACUAACAUUGGAUGUCCAGAUGCUUCAUUCCAGUGUGACUGGGUUUCAAAAGAAUACAAAAAGUGCAAACAAAGAUAGUGAUGCUGGAAACAGUGAUGCACAGAGAAUUGUGCCAACUGUAGCAAAUGAGCAAAAUACACAAGGCUGUAUUUCUGCUGUGCAUUUGCCUUCUAGUGAAAAAAUACUUUUGUCACUUGGCAAGGAGUGCAAAGUAGACAAGUGCAUAGCUACAGGUAAUCCAGCGGCUUUAGUAGUGUCUAUUAAAAAUUAUGAAGAUACAGUCAUGGACAAGGAAAACAGAAAUGAAGAACUGAGUGAACUAGGGAAAACUAUGCAUGCACAAAAUGAUCAUCAAUUAAUCUUUGUGGACAAGGAUUCUAGUAAGGAUACUAGUGCAGAACAGUUUGGUUUAUCUUCUCUAGAAACUGAAGAUGUUGAAGCAAUGAAGGUUUUAUCUGAGUUCACAGUAGAAAAGCUUGACAAUGAAUCAUCUUGCCUUCAUAGGUGUGAAAGUCUAAACUCUAACUUUCGUGAGCUGGUACCACCUCUCUCUGUUUCUUAUGAGUUGUCUUUUGGAACUGGAAAUUGUUGCUCAGCUUCUCAUCUUCCUAGUUCUCAAUCUGACAAUCAAACUGCAGGGGAAAGAGAAGCCAGUUUAAAAGAUGAGAGACAGACUUUUUCUUGUCCUGUUCUUGAAGAUGAGAAGAACAAAUCCCUUGAGCUUGUAGAGAAAAGCCUGUCAGGAAACUCAGUUCCUGUCCAUGAGGUUGGUGCUGUUCCCCUUAAAACUGUUCAAAACAUUCCUCCCAAGACAACAGUUGCACCCACAGAACAUAACACAGCAAAGACUGAACUUGGGCCUUUAAUCAGCACCGACAGGAGAGAUAAUGCUUUUGCUGCUGCUUCUAAAAUAAAGCAAGCUGAUACGUCUGAGGCUGUUCCUAUUCCUUCUCAGUCCAGCGAUUACGUCUCUCAUAUGUUCUCUCAUAUGCCUAAGUCAGAAAAAGAAGUUUUGGAGGUUUCACAUUCUGCCUUGAUAUAUGGAAGGAAGCCCUUACCUAACCAUUGCCCUUUUGUCUGUGAAAAAGAUGUUAGUGUAGACGACACUACUGACUCUCCACCUAGUUCUGAAGAAGUGAAUAUGACUAUUUCUUCAAAACUUGAUAACAGUAGUAAGCCUACAGUAUCAUCGACUCUACUUAAUUCUUCAUCUGGCAAUCAUCAAAAAGCACUUUCUGCCAGUAACUCCGAAAAUGGCAAAAUUGCCACAUCUGCUGCUGCUUCUGAACAGAAUGGCCAGUCCAGCUAUAUUUUUACUGCUGCUGAGUCAAGAAGAAUUAUCCCUGAGGACAGGAUGACCAAGAUGCUACUUUGUGCAGAAGACUCAAGAGCUGUGUGCCCAGACGGUUCUCUAGAGUUUGACAUUACCAUAGCUGAAGCUGAUCACUCUGUUGCUAACGCAGACCUGUGGGGAACUAACAUCCCCAAGUCUGCUUCACCUUCCAAAGAAACCUGCAACCUUCCUGUUUCUGCUGUUGAAACACUGAGGUUCGCCCAGAGAAGCAAUAAUUCCCCUAGUCAUAGACCCAGUGGUGUGGGAGGGAAUGUAUGCGCUGCACAAAAGCCUGAUGGCUUUGUGUUGACAAAGAAAAUACCAUCACCUAUCUGCCCUUCGAAAUCUUUGGAAAUGGUAUCUGAGCCAGUCUAUACUGAGAAUGUGCACAAAAAUACCAUAAAAGAGGUGGCUCAUUAUAAUCAUGUUCCUGCUAUCUCAGAAACCUCUUCUAAAAUUGGUAAUCAAGCAGCUGUUUCACUUACAGUACCAAAUGAGUUCUAUUGUGCGAAAAUUUUGAAAGAUACAGACAUGGGAGGGCAAGAACAUGCUAAAUUCCAAGAAGCUGCUCUUUUAUUUAAAAAAGCUGAGGAAAUAGUGGAGUCAGUUUUACACUUGGCUCUAGAAGAAAUAAUAGCAAAACAAGCAGUUGGUGUCUGCCAGGUUUGUGGGAGCAAGGAGAGUUUAAUAAAUCUGGAUAUUCUAAAUGAUCAGAAAACUGGAACUGUGCAGCUGGAAGCAGAAGAAAUCCAGUCAGCUGUGCAAUCAUUAGAGCAGCUUAAUGAGAACCAUGCAGGAAGCUCAUCUUCAUUUAAAGAAAAGGAAACAGUUGAUACAAAUAAUAAAGAUGAACAGAUUCCCUUUUACAUCCCUGAUAAAAUUGACCUACAUAGUUCACUGGCACUGAAAGCAAGAGAAAUAAUUGACGAAGUCAUUAACUCAGCCAAACAAAAGCUGACAUCCAAUCAGUGGCAAGGCAGCGAGAGUAAAAAGCCUUCUGAAAAGCUUGAGCCUAACCCUAAGGCUGAAACCCCAAAGAUUUUAAAUCCAGAUACUAAAUUAUCUGCCAAAACACAGGAAUUAACCAAAGAAACAACAGAGAAGGUGGAGGCUCAGAGUAUAACUGUAAGCACUGAAAAAGCAGAUUACUCAGACUUGCCUUCGUUUCCAAACAGUAUGGAGAAUGGCAUACAUUGUCCCGAAAGAGAUGAAAUAAUGCCAAAUAAUGUAUUUACGUGCCAAACAAAUGGGUUUCUUCCUAAUGGCAGUUUAGGAAAGGCAGAAUCUGACCUUAUGCUAGUAGCAAAAGGGAAGAAUACUGAAAAGGUGUAUGGAAAUAUGACUGCCACAGAGAUUUGUGGCAAAGAUAAAGUAUUGGCAACCAGUAGCAAAUCUGAUGUGUCUUUACAUUUAAUAAAUAAACAUGCAGCUGUGGCUAAAGAGAUGUUUCUGCCUUUGGACUUAAUACACUCAUGCAAUAGUACAAAUACGCCAGAGCGCACAUUGCAGCCGACUCUAAAUGUUAAUGUGUCAUCUUUUAUGCCUGAUGAAGAAGAUAUCAGCAUGCGUAAUGAAUCUAAACACAAAAGCCGUCCUCAGAGUUCUCUGGAAAGCAUUGCAGAGAAAAGUCUGUAUGAGCACUGUGAAGGAGAGGCUGCAGAAGAAGUAUCUGCAAAAGUAAGAGAAACUUUAGAAGAUGUGAAGGCAGAGAGCAAGGAAGAAUUAGCAGAAGGAGCAAGUGAGGUAACACAGGUUGAUGCUGGAUUAAAUACACAGUUCACUGCAUCUGAAUUGCCUGCUAUUGGAGAGGACAGUGAAGGGGAAAAUCAUUUCAACUUUGCCCAAAAUAAUGAGACUCUAAAGCAGAUGCAAAUGGAAGAUGGUGACAUGCAAAAAGGUGGUCAUCUCAAGGAAAAUGGUUUGGACUGCAGUGAUGACUUGGAGGAAUCAGCAAAUCUUUUGUCCUUCUCUCCACCAAUUGAACAGGGAGAAAACAGUUCUUUUACUAUAAUUUAUGAAGGUGCUCUUCAAACUGAGAACAAAUCCGUGUCCACUGAUGAGCUGCAGGCUAGCUCCCGCUCUUCUGAUCUUUCGUUAGGUAACUUAGGUCAUCUCCUGAUGUGUGAAAGAGCAGAGAAGAACCAUGAACCAGCCUAUGCUUAUGAAAGGGAUAACAAACCAAACGAAGCAAUGGAUAGCCGUGGCUCAGAGUCCUUUCUGAAUGUAGAGGCUAAGCGCUACAGGAUAUAUCCUUUUUCACUGUCUCCGAUAUAUGAAGAUGACAGCUCCCAAGAAGACCUGCUAUCCCCAGAUGUGUCACCAGAAGGUCUUCCUAGUGGACUAUCUAAAGAUAAUACUGACCAUCCUUCUGUGCUGUCCCUUCUACAGUCAGUUUCUGAGCGCUUGCAGUUUACUACUCAGCUUAAGCAGCUGAACUCUAUGGAGCAGCCAGAAGUGUUUCCAGAUGCCACUUCUCCCACUCAAGCAUGUUCUAAGCCAGUUUCACAGAAAGUUGAUGCUGCUGCAAAGCUUACUUCUACAAGUGUGUAUUACCAAUAUUUGCAAUCUGCCAGAAAUUACUCCUCAGAGAAGGGAGCCCAACUUGGAAGCAUUCUGCAGGAUAUGUUGCAGCCAAAGAGUCAUUGGUCCCAAGACUAUGCCUUGCCAAAAUUGGGAGACUUGUCAGCGAACUUCAUUGACAGGGCAAGUCUCAAAUACAAUCCAAGACCAGGAAAGAUUAUUAUUUAUGACAUUCAUGGCGACAAAAGUAAACAAGAAAUUCAUUCUGAUGUGCUAGAUACCACAUCCUGGAUCUUUCCAAUUGGAGCGUUACUUAGGAUAAUUAGAGGAUGCUGGAUAUUUUAUGAGAAACCAAACUUCCAGGGUCGAAAAUAUGUACUAGAAGAAGGAGAAACAGUUCUGGAUCUCCCUUGGGAUCUUCCAGGCAUGAAACAUCGUCGACGAAAUCUCACAGUUGGUUCAAUCAAACAUGUGACGAAGGAUUGCAGCAUUCCAGAGGUGGAGUUCAGUCUGGGAGCUGGCGCAGAAGGAUUUCCCAUCUGCAUACAAAGUGCAGUUGCCAAUUUAGAAGAACUGGAUGUUGAAAGAAACCCUUAUAUAAGGGUUAAAUCAGGGGUAUGGCUUGCUUAUUCAGACCUUAAUUACAAGGGCGAGAUGAAAAUUUUGGAAGAAGGCAAUUCUUCAUCUGAAAUUCCUUCAGCAGAUGUUAAAUCCCUACGUCCUUUGAAAAUGGGUGGACUAAAGGUGCAAAUGCCUAUGAAUGUAAAGAUAAUAAUAUAUGAGAAAGCCCACUUUGGAGGAUGGUCCAAAGAGUUUUCUGAAAAUAUUGAUUCUGUCCCAGCUGUGUUGGGUAAUGCAGAGGAGUUUCAGGAAAUCGGAUCAGUACGUGUUGUUGGUGGCGUUUGGGUUGCCUAUGGCAAGGAACGCUACAAAGGUCGUCAGUACCUGCUGGAGGAGGGCGAUUACGCGGACAGACACUCGUGGGGAGGAGCCGACAGUGCCCUGUUGUCCUUCCGGUUCCUUCAGGCUGAUUUCAUAGAGUCAUCAGUGACACUUUUUCAGUCUGAUGAUGAGGAUGGAAAAGCACUGGACAUAGUCAAUGAAGAAAUUCCUGAUUUGGAGCAGGCUGGAUUUGGCCCAGAGACAAGGUCAAUUCUUGUGAGAAGUGGAGUGUGGGUUGCCUAUCAACAGAAAUAUUUUUGUGGAGAACAAUAUGUAUUGGAGAAAGGAAAAUACAAGUGCUUCUUUGACUGGGGCGGAUCCAAUAAAAUGAUCAUGUCAAUUCGCCCUGUUAAGUUGGAACCUCUUGGAAUGAAUGAGCCUCCACAUUUGCUCAAAGCUUUCAGUAAUACACAUUUCCAAGGAGCAUGUAUAGAUUUCACAGCAGAAGUUUCUGAUUUUACAUCAUUCAUACCAUGUUCUUUUAAGGUUCUUCGAGGAUGUUGGCUUCUGUAUUACCAAGGGGAAAUUGCUGACAAUCACUGCGUGCUGGAAGAAGGCCUCUACUCCGACCUCACUUCCUGUGGCUGCCCCACUGCUACAAUCAAAUCCCUCAAGCCUGUCGAAUAUGUUUUUGCUGAGCCCUCCAUCAGCCUGUUCGCUCUGGAAAGCUGCAAGGGCAGAGAGCUGCACUUCAGCGACCCCAUCAAUUCUGUUCUGAACGAGGACCUUCAUUUUUACACUCAGUCCGUAUGGGUGAGAAGUGGCCUGUGGAUUGCAUAUGAAGGAUGUAAUUUUUUAGGAAAGCAGAUUCUGCUGCAGCCCAGUGAGAUUUCACACUGGAGUGAUUACAGUGGCUGGAAAGUAAUUGGUUCCCUUCGUCCUAUAAAACAGCCAGCCGUGUACCUCAGAGUUAAGAACCGAGCUCAAGGUAAAUAUUUGACAGUUGCUGGAAGCCUGGCAGAUAUAAGAGCAACGUCAGUGUGCGCGGCGCCGUACAAUGGCAAGAAUACCCAGGUCUGGCACUACUGCCGCGGCCUCUUCAAAUCCAAGGCUAAUGAUGCCUGCCUCGAUGUCAUCGGUGGUAGAGACGUGCCUGGGGCCAAAGUUGCGCUCUGGACGGAGCACGGGAAGGACAGGCAGAAGUGGAGACUCAACGAGGAUGGGACCAUCAGUUCAUACCUCAGUGAUGAACUGGUGCUUGAUAUUAAAGGAGGAAACUAUUAUGACAAGAAUCACAUAAUUAUGAAUCAGCCCAUAGAGGAUGAACAAUCACAGAAAUGGGACAUUGAAAUACUGUGAGUAAAACCCACCACAGAGACUUGGGAAGAUGACCUUAAGUGGAUUAUGAAAAUUUAGAGAAAAAGAACUACUGAAGUCACAUACCACUGGAACCUUAAACAGCAAAUCUUCUCUGCUCUUCUUCAUGCCAAGCACUGACUCCUAAAACAACUGAAUUUUGCACAAAUCUGAAGGAGGUGAAGUUGAGUCUUCCACAGAGACUGCACU